Molecule: messenger RNA, 4822 nt
Organism: Sycon ciliatum
Lineage: Eukaryota; Metazoa; Porifera; Calcarea; Leucosolenida; Sycettidae
Product: mucin-2-like
Exons: 7
Coding region: 233-4117 (1294 amino acids)
Source: RefSeq, a predicted model, not a curated record
CUGUGACUUUGCUCGUCUUAGCCCACCAAGCCUUUGCCUUGCUAGUUCAUACCCCUGCCAGGCGUAGAGGGCUUGUUUGGACUAGCGUGUUUAGCGGCUUGGGCAUCUACGGAGUAGUUGAACCACAUCCUCAUGUAACUGUUGUUCCGAACCAUUUUCAGUUGUGGAGCAGAGCUGCAAGGGUCAACUAACUGGCCUUCGCGAUUGGAUUUUUGCAUUUCAAUAUGAAGAUAUGCCGUUCAGCUGCAAUCUUGUAGUGCGGGUGGAUCUAUUGAAAGACAAUCAGCGUGUGUUCUUCGCGCAACGGCCAGUCCCGCGAAGCCAAGAGGAUCACGAGGCAGAGGUCGGAAUUCCUCGCACGGCUCCGACUAGUCCGACUUGCAAGAGUUCGCUAAGAGAGAUCGAAUGUCAAGCUAGCGACCAGGUACCACUCGAGUUUCUCGCAUCGGAACCUCCGCAGCGGGAGCGCGUUGCUGACGUCAAGGAUCUUGCUGGGCUCAACACAAGCUCAACUGACAAUACCGUCACAGCCACCAGAGCUCUACCUCCGAAAGUCCCGUAUCCAGCUCCGCUUCCAGUAGAUCUACGACAUAGCCAGAGUCACAAGUGGAGAACACGCGAUCACGCGCGUCCUACCGCGAAGAGCGAGGGUCUUCAUCAGCAGACAAGAUCGCAGUUCCGCAGUGUUGAGCCACAGGGCCUGUUCACAAUGGGUCAGUCGUGUUCAUUUUGUCUUGGAGGAGAGACGGAAAAGGAACCUAGCGAUGUGCAGGAGUCAAGCACAUGUGAAAUCAAACCAAGUCAAGUUCUUUCCAUAAGACAACUUCCAAAUUCUCCGUCGCAACACCGUAAAGUCUGUAGCCUGAGUCAGGGACACGUCAGUAGCCCGGCUCAUGUUGAAGCGGGACAAGCAGUCACUGUUCAGCCCUAUGGUGAUCUGCCUUCAACGGUGGAAUCAGAUGCAGACAGACUUCAUUGUGGUCAAAUUACACCUGCAACUCUGCAGCAGCCUUUCGUAGCCAUUACACAAGUGGAAGAACGGCAGACAUCAGAUGUGCAGUGCUCGCAAUUCCCUUCAGAUACCACCCUGCAAGGCGAUACACCAUUGCAUACUUCUCACCAGUUACCUGGCUGUGAUCCGACGAGUCUAGCUGCUGUGGAUAAUGCAGAGAAUGAGCAACGUGGCGCUAUCCUGCAGGCAGUGCAGCAGCUUACUGAUGGGAGAACAGAUCACACUUGUCCAUCCUCGACUCCAUCACCAGCAUCUUCAGAGGAGAUGCACACAGAGUUUCCAGAGGACCUGCCGGCUUCGGGAAAUGAUGCCGAAGUCAACAGUGUAGCGGCAGCAGACACAGAUUUGACUAAGCAGCCAACAUCUGGAGUUGAGACUCAAAGAGAGCAUGUGCAAUCACCUUCAUCAGAUCAAUCCAACCAGUCAGAAACGCCUGUUUUUGGUUCCACUGCAUCGUCCACGUCCCUUGCAGGUCUCGAAAGCCAUCCAAAGGCAUGCGCUUCACGACCAGCAGUACAGUUGGUUGCACUUGAUCGGAAUCUGGCUAACUCGCCACAGCUACCAGCUCCAGGAACUACUCAGGAUCCUCCGCUACCGAUUCCAGAACCAAAGAAGGUCUCCCAGUCUCCUACUGCAAAGCUAGCGGAUCAGCAAGAGCUCCCAGGUGCAUUCGAGAAGCCCCAUUUAACAACUCCAACAUCAAAGGAUCAGCCCCCGUCACCAAUUCCAGCAAACGACGAGACGACUCAGCUUUCAAAUCUGGAGCCAGACGACCACCCACCAGCCCAAAAUCCAGAGCCAGUGGUGCAGGAAGUGUCGUUAUCAAAUUCUGAGUCAGUGGCCCACACAGUACCAUCACUUUCAGCUCCAGUAGAGAGCUUAACAUCACCAAGUUCUCAACUAGGAGAGCAGCAAGUACAAACUUCGGAGCAAGAGGGAAAGGAAUUACGAUCCAAUCCAGAUCCAGAAGAGUUGCUUCACGCUAAAGCCUCGUGUGAAAUAGGUUUAGAUUCGCAAGAGCAAUGCGUGUCUUCCAAACCAGGAGCUGCAGAUCUGAAAAUCAGCUUGCCCAGUCCGAGAGAUAAAGAGCGUGUACAUGUUCCUGAAGGUCCACCAGCGGGGGCAUCUACAGGAGGCUUAACACACUCAGACAUGGAAGUAGAGUCACCAGCUACCAUCUCUAAAGACCUGCCAGGAACACGUCAAGCAGAUCUGCGGGUGGAGAAGUCAACGCCCCAUGUUCCAGACCCAACCAAGCCACCAACGUCAGUCGUGCCAGAAUCAGAGCACAGGUCAGAAACAUCAUUACCAGAAGGUGAACUGGAUAAGGGAGUAUCAUGCUUUGACAACUCAGCAGAACAAGCAGCACCAGCAGCAGAACAAGCAGCAGUAUCAGCAGCAGCAGCAGCAGCAGCAGCAACAACUGCAGCAGCAGCACCGGCAGCAGCAACAACUGCAGCAGCAGCAACAACAGUUUCAGCAGCAGCAGCAGCACCAGAACCAUCAUUAGCAGCAGGAGCAGGAGAAGUACUAGCUUCUGCAGCACCACUGGCAACAGAAGCCUCCUCUAUCACAAAAGUGGAUGAAGACGGGUGUGAUACACCACCAGUGGCCAGUGUUACAAGUAUCAAUGUUUCAAACAAGCCUGGUGGUGUUGAUGUUCACCUUAGCAAUGAAUCGAGUCCUGAGUCCGGUCGAGAUUCUUGUCUGAGCAUAGGCGCACUAGAGCAAGAAUCCGUCGACAAUGUCUCCGGACAUACUGAUACGGGUGACGUGGACGCAGAGCAAGAAGAGGUAGAUGAAACUGCAGUUCCAGCUCCCCUUCUGGUGAUGCCGGAUACCACGUGCACCGCCAGUUCAGUGAAAGAAGUAGGCACUGACUUGUCUGCUGCUCAGGCGAGACAAGUUGUGCCUUCGGAGCAAGGUGGUGAUUAUGAGAUGCCACCGGCUACUGAGGAGGGUAUUUCUCAAGCAGUGGAACAUACAGGUACAACUACAACGGAUAUGACAGCAACCUCUGAUGAAAGAAGUCCAAGUGGGGAGAAAGCGAUCGAUUUAUCACACACCGGUUCCACACAGUCUCUGAGAUGUGACGCUGUAGAUUCAGAAUCCAGCAUCGUUGGCGAGUCAGAGCGCGGUAACCAUCAAAACAGUGAUGAUGAUGAUGAUGAUGAUGAUGAUGAUGAUGAUGAUGAUGAUGAUAAGUCACCGCACACACCAACUGGUCGCUCUCUGAGUCACCAAAGCAGCGUAGACUCCUCUAACUCAUACAGAUCAACCUGCAGUUCAGUCCCUUGGUGCUCGGAUGGUGAAUACCAGGAAGAAGUUGAUAGCAGGAGUAAGGAUACCGCUGAUCAUGUGGACAAGCAUGUAUCCACACCUACUGAGGGGUAUGCAGCCAGACAGGAUAAUUGGAGCGCUGAUACUCACACACAAGCGGAAGAAUCUCAGGCCGAGAAAGGACAGGAGCAAUUGCAAGCUCAAGCACUGGAGCAACGGAAAAAUCUGCGCUCAGACCAAGCCAGCAUGCAAAUGGUGGUUGAUGUGUUCGAGUGGACAACCGGCACAUUGGAAAUCUUGGAGCGGCUAGAGUCCCCAGAGCAGUUUGAGAGGGAGCAGAUUCCACUCUCACCGGAAGCAGAAAAAAUGCUUGACAACUGGACCAAGGGUGGAGAAGGCAUUUCCAUCAAAGGGACUGUCCACCAUGCCAACAUAUUUCUUCUUCUGAUGUGGAUGCAAGUCAGCAGCUGUAAUCCAGCUAUCCGUGACCAGGUGAAAACCGAGCUGAAAGAAAGCCUUGCCCACUGGCAGGAAACUGGCCUGGAGCUGAAGAGCGACGUGUCCAAAGACCUCAUCAAGCAGCUGUUUCUCGCUCUGGACGGCAACCAGCCCGAAGAGAUUGUGCCAGCCUACUCGCAACCGUUAGUAUUUGAUGAUACGGUCGACGCUGCUUCACUCUCCAAGACAAUGUCAACUGUCUUCGGAGCAUACCAGAGAGGCGCGCAAAAAACAGACCAGCUAGAGAAAUCAUUCCGAGAGGACCCUAACAAGAAGGCCAGAAAGCCAAAUCUCAGGAAGGAUACGCAAAACUACGACUUCAAAUGACCAGUUUCCAUCCUACUUUCAGUAGUCCUACUAGGAAAACAUGAACUCCUUGAAGAACACUGACCAAUGUGCUGUGUAGCAAAUAGGUAGGGACUAGGCUCUGUGCCACUGUCGCUUAGAUCAUGUCAUGUCACAACGAAAAUUUGAUUUCGAGUUGUCAAAGUGGUGGAUGCGCGCGUUGUGUUCUCCCAAUCAGCGCCACCGCAAUGAUGAUGAUGACGGCGACGGUGUGGAGAGCGUUGCAUUUAGCCUCUGCUAGUCUAUUUCUAGAACAUGUUAGUCUAUUGCCACAGUUUCCCCGUAUGGCUAUCACGCUGAUCAUGCUUUUUCACACUCUGUGCCACACCUGUAACACCAGGCAACUCGCCAUCUCAUUAAAUUCUGUUUCCUUACAAGUUGCUCAUGUCCUUUUUUUCUGCUCUACUUAUUUUUUUGUAUUCGGUGCUUGAUCCUGCCGCUGAUCCCGAGACCCAUGGUCGGGGAAGGGAGGCCCAAUUCACCAGCACGCUGCUCAGGCUUCCCGCUGUGUUGUCAUGUCUCCUCUUUGGUUCUGUCUUCCCAUUCCGUUCUCUGCUGGACUGUGCAUUUCAGUAUAAAAAAACUAAAGAAAGUAUCAAUAGGACAAGCUGAAUCGACAUUUUUGUAUACUUUUUCAUGCCAUGUAAAACGGUGGAGACAAUGUGCAAUAAAACGAUGAAAAUAGGA